AAUUUAGAUGGCAAUGCCAUGACAUUGACAGUGACAUGAUUACUGACUUUAGUGCAGCAGUGGUGCAAUUAUGAGGAUAAAAAUUGCAAUUCUGCAGAAUUAAUCACUUUUAUCCUUAGCUGACGACACGACCUUUGAAAUACACUUAGUUUAGUCACCAUAACAUCACAAAAACUCGAUACCACACAAAACGGUGGUAUUCCCAGCAAUAUUUUCCAGAUGUGUUGAUUAUAAUGUGCGCUCAGUGAGUAUGUGUAUUGUCUGACUGUUCGUGAAGGCAUCGCAAGGUAAACGGUAGCAAUGUGGCUCGGUGGUUGAACGGGAGGAAGAGGAUUGAUCCACAUGAUUGGAUACAUCGACCUACGUUUACCGUCAUGCAUGCAGCCGAGCCUCUAGCCCACGCUUUGUACACCCCCGGCCCUUGAGCCAGUGCCCUUCCAGUAGGUGGAGGCUCUUCCUCCCUCUAGCCUCUGUUUCUCCCCACUGCCCCCAUCAGCCCCAGAGUUCCCUAUGUUAACCCUCUUGAGCAUGUUUUACUAUAUCUGUCUGCGGCGACGCUCCAGGAGUGGGACUCGAGGCGAGGCCCUGACCAGUCGGCGGGCUGUGGAGUCCGGCCAGCGGGCAGUGUUGCCAGUGAGUGUGGAGGUGGAGCAGUAUGCCAAGGAGGUUCUGGACUUCAGCUCCCACUAUGGCAGCGAGAAUAGCAUGUCCUACACCAUGUGGAACCUGGCUGGGGUACCAAACGUCUACCCCAGCUCAGGGGACUUCACCCAGACGGCUGUAUUCAGAGCUUAUGGGACGUGGUGGGAACAAUGUGCCAGUGCUCCGCCACCUUUCCGCCGCACCCCUAAAGGAUUCCACAGCCAGGAUUAUAUUGAACUAGGCUUUGAGGAGCCUGUCUACCCUACAGCAGUGGAAGUGCUUGAGACUUAUUACCCUGGAGCCAUCGUCCAGAUUUUAGCAUGCUCUCACAACCCCUUCUCCCAGAACCCACCUACUGAUGUCAGGUGGGAGGUGCUGUGGUCAGGAGAGCCCACCAAGAUGCUGACCCCCCAGGCACGUCAGUUUUCCCCCACCAUCAAGCAUAUCAACUUCCCCACUAACCUGCUGCGUCUGGAGGUCAACAGCUCUCUGCUGGACUACUACACUGAGCUGGAUGCUGUCAUCCUGAGAGGGGUAAAAGAGAGGCCCAUGCUGGCCCUCUAUAAGAUGCCUGUCAUUGACAUUAAUGACCUGAGUGACAGCGAGGAGGAGCUGUCUGAUGUUGGAGGUCCAUUCAGACAAGGAGAUAACAAGCACCAGAGGACAGGCAAUGGCUACUUUGACAGACUGCCCUAUGAGCUCAUCCAGCUGAUACUGAGCCACCUGACCCUGCCAGACCUCUGCCGUCUGGCCCAGAGCUGUAAGCUGCUGCACCAGCACUGCUGCGACCCACUGCAGUACACCCAGCUGAGUCUGCAGCCCUACUGGAGCCGGCUGAAUGACGCCUCCUUAGGACACCUGCAGAGCCGCUGCACCCUCCUCCAGAGGCUCAACCUGUCCUGGACCGGCAACCGCGGUGCUCUCACCCUGACCGGCUUCAGCAGCUUCAUGAAGGCCUGUGGUCUCAGCCUGGCCUGCCUGGAGCUGUCUUGCUGCCACUUCUUGAACGAGGCCUGUCUGGAGGUCAUCUCUCAGACUUGUCCCAGGCUGCAGGAGCUCAACCUGUCCUCCUGCGACCGCCUCCACCCACAGGCCUUCACACACAUCUCCAAAUUAACAGGCCUCCGUAGGCUGGUGCUCUACCGGACCAAGAUAGAGCAAACGGCUAUUCUGAGCAUCUUGACUUUCUGCAUAGAGCUGAGACACCUCAACCUAGGAAGCUGUGUGAGGAUUGAGGACUAUGAUGUUGUGGCCAGUAUGCUAGCCGCUCGCUGUCGCUCACUCUGCUCGCUGGACCUGUGGCGCUGCAGAAACCUGACUGAUCGAGGCCUGGCUGAGCUUGUCUCUGGCUGCAGUGCUCUCCUGCCUGGUAUGUGUUUGCUCAGGAUGCUGGAGGAGUUGGACCUGGGCUGGUGUCCCACACUGCAGAGCAGCACCAGAUGUUUCCAGCACCUCGCCCGCAGCCUGCCCAGCCUACGCAAACUCUUUCUCACAGCCAACCGCACUGUCUGCGACUCAGACGUAGAGGAGCUGGCUGCCUGCUGCCCCUCGCUGCAGCACCUCGACAUACUGGGUACACGACUGGUGAGUGCUGCCUCACUGAAGAAACUCCUCCAGUCUUGUCCACGACUCCUCCUCCUGGACGUCUCCUUCUGUUCGCAGAUAGACAUGCGGGUCGUUCAAGAGCUCUCCGGCCUCUUCCCCAAUGUGGCCAUCAAGAAGAGCUUCACUCAGUGACCCCAGCGCCGUCUCAUUUCCCACAGUCCAGAGGAAGUAAGAGGAGAGAAGUGCUCGCCAGCAGAUACUGCCCCAAAGUGAAUAAGAGGCAGGUCAGAUGCUGUAGGAGAUUGCUGACCCGCCUGCAUCUGUAUCACAGACGAGAUCUUCUUUUAGCGGAUCAGUAAAUACAGCAGUUGCGCUGGGUGAGGAGGUUCUUUGGAUUAACUGUCUGAACACAAACAACCACAGACUUGCAGUCACAGGAUUAAAGAACGUGAGACUUUUUAGUAGUUAUGUUUUUUGGACACUUUAAAUCAGGGUCGUUGCAGUAAAGCUGCUACAUCUUCCCAGAAUCUGAAUCACCACUCAUGUAUUGCCAAGCAACACAAGGCUCGGAAAUAUGCCUUGGUACUGGGUGCAAAACACAAAACAAAAACAUUUGUGAGCAAUCCUCCUUUGAACAUCUUGUCAGGACAACAAAAAGGGACAAAAAAUGUGUGAAGCAUACCCUUAUUGGAAACUGUUGGAAAAGCUGCUGUAGGAUUUGUUAGUCUCAUAUUUAUUUUAGCUGGUAACAUAAUUACAGAUCAGGGCCUUGGUCAGUGCCUUGUCAGAAUGUGCAGCAAUUAUGCUGGCUGUUGGAAUGCACAGGGGUCAUUCUGAAGGCAUCUGACAACAUCAAGCCAGUUUGAUUUAAUUGUAAGAAAUCAUACUUGAUGCUUUUGUGUUUGAAGGUAUCAGGAGCUUUAAGGGUGAAAACAAAGGAGUGAACGGAGCCUUAUUUCACACUGUGUUGUGUGGAUUAUGUCAACUUAAACCUUUAAUGCAAGUAUCACAAGUUAUUUGUUGUGAAGAAUCAUACACAAGGAUCUCAAGUUGAAAAGAAACACACCACAAACUGUUGUUGCACCUGAGAUUCACUGUCAUGUUUUCAUUAGAAACAUGUAAGAACUUGUGAAAAAACAGACUAACAGAGUAACAUUUGUUUUAAUUUACACAUGAGCUAUAAAUGCAGAAGUAGAAAAAACACCCAGGGCAUCAAAUCAACAGACUGACUCAUUUAGAAUAAAGCACUGGGAAGUGACAGUCCAAAAAUAUACAGUUAACAAUGAUAUCAACUGCAGCAAAUCCUCACAUUGGAGAAGCUGAAAAGUGACUGAAAUUUAAUACAAUAAUUAGUAAAUUACCCAGUUUGCAAUUAGUUGUCUGUCAGAUAACUUAAAAGUUAAUCAGCCAAUCAUUUCAGGUCUAAUAAAAAAACUAUGUCUAACGUAGCAAAUCCAUUAAAACAUUUCUGAUAGCAUAAUACUGAGAAGUCUGCAACCACAGCAAAUGUGUUCCAGUUAAAGGUAUACUAUGCAGGAUUUUACUAAAAUGCGAUGUAUUCACUCCAAGACUGCCCCCUGAAAGUCAGAGAUUCGAAUCAUCAGUUAGAGACCCCCUGCCAGUCUGUGUUCAGUGUACUUCUGGGGAGGCUUUGGCCCCCAGAUUUGCUGAAGAGUGAGCGCUCUUCACUUUCACACUACUACAGGCAGCUGCAGACACAGAGGCAGCUGUCUUUCGCUGUUUACAGACAGUAACUUAGAAUUCCUGCAUAGUGUACCUUUAUUGUUUCACUACAUUUACCCUACAGAUGGAUAUGAUAAUGAUUUAGUAAUUAGGAAAGAGCUUUAUUUAAGAUUGUGGCGUGGUAGGUGCCUUCUUUAUCGACUAUGACACAACAAGAACUACUUAAAACUUAACCUGAGACUUUGAUUGGAUUAGAUCUGUAGAUAACGUCACCAGAUCCAAUGUGCCUGAUUCAGGUCAAUUUCUGUUUUAAGUCUGCCCUUUAAAUUAAACAGGGUGCUUCAUUGUUUCCUUUUUGGUUAUAUAAGAACAGUUUACAUUGGCCAAGUCAGGAAAAAAAUCAGGUCAGGGUUUUAAGUCAGCCAAGGGCAAAGUAAAAGGUAAUAUUGGAUUAAUAACUGUGUUUGCUUACAGAUCAUUAUUUUCAUUCGUAAUUGCUUGGCUGUGUAAUUUUGAAGGAAUAAUGAGUGAUUUUUGCCUCCAAAGAUAAAUGAUUAAGUUCGAAA
Epinephelus lanceolatus (giant grouper) is the source of this 4436-nucleotide messenger RNA. The record is from RefSeq and is a predicted model, not a curated record. NCBI's taxonomy places the organism in Eukaryota, Metazoa, Chordata, Actinopteri, Perciformes, Serranidae.